This is a messenger RNA of Sarcophilus harrisii (Tasmanian devil), 8475 nucleotides long. RefSeq names its product myotubularin related protein 11 (gene MTMR11). The transcript is spliced from 17 exons. NCBI's taxonomy places the organism in Eukaryota, Metazoa, Chordata, Mammalia, Dasyuromorphia, Dasyuridae. The record is from RefSeq and is a predicted model, not a curated record. Bases 4960 to 7047 code for a protein of 695 amino acids.
GGGUAGUUUAUUUUAAAAUGAAAAUUAAUGAAAAAUAAUUUACAAGAAGAUAUUUUUGAUAUUAGGACUGAAGAGACAUUUAGAGGUGGAGGUAAUUUAUACACCAAAUAGGGAAUUUGUGAAAUAUGACAUUUUGGGAUUACAACCACAGACUUUACUCCAGUGACCUGAUUGGUUAAUCCUUUAAUUAAUCUAUUUUUCUGGCUACCCAGCUCCCUUUCCUUGGGGGGGGGGGGGGGAGGCUUUUCAAUGUUUGCACAAAGCACAAGCCAGGACUGAGAUGGUUCUGGCCCUGACCACUUCUAAAAGCUUUAAACAGAGGACCUUUCUUGGUCCCAUCUUCACUUUCUCUUUGACUUUUCUUAGAGGUGUCAACUAUGCAAUUGUAUCCAUUCCUGGAUUUGUUCUGAGGAGAAUAAUUAUACUUAGCAUCUGAAGUGCUGCUUGAGACUUAAUAUUUCUCUAUUUGGAGUUUCCUGAGAUGCUUUUUAAAAACCUCAUCUACUCCCAAAAUGUAGUCUUCCCUGUUUUUAAUUCAAGUUCCCUCCCUUCCCCAAUACCUAGGGACAAACAUAAGGGCUUUCUAUUGGCAGAUGCAGCUGGGGAAUUUUCAUUAAGAAGAGGGGCUCUUCACCUCAUUUGUCUAAUGAUAGGUGUCCUAUGGAUAAAGCUGCUACAUGUCAGAGUUGCAUAUAACUAAAUAUUUUCCUUCUAUUAGCCACAAAGCUCGCCCUCCUCUCCCCCUUCUUGCCAGGGUCUGACUUUGUUGUUUUCUGUAACUUUACUGCCUCUGGCUCUUUUAUGUUGGACUCUCUUUAAAAAAGCUAUUUGGUUUUGGAUAAGAAAAAGCACCCAAAAACAAAUGGAGUGUGUUUUCCUGGGGUGAGGGUGAAGAAGAUGAUUAUUUCAUGCUCCCCCCCUCUAAUAUAUAUAUAUACAUAUAUAUAUAUACAUAUUUUAUAGUUCCUCUCCCAUCUUCAUAAGUUUAUUGUGUGGGCUUGACCUACAGAGAUGGAGGCAGAUCCCAAGAUAAAAAAAAAUAAGGAAGUUUCAAGCCUUUUCUUCCUUAACAAGCAAACAAAACAAAAACCCAAACCCCCAAACCACUCUUAUGGUUCUUUUGAGUUGGAACUCUAAGGUUCUAGUUUGAUACCUUUUUGUUUUUAAAUUUGAGAGUGAAAACAGAAAUGAAAUUAUUACAAAAUCCUCCAUGGCAUUGGGGUGUCUGUGUGUGUGUGUGUGUGUGUGUGUGUGUGUUUUCAAUAAAGAUGUAAUUUUAACUCCUUUCCCUUUCCCCACCUCAAAAUUUUUUCUCUUUCCUGGCUGAGGAUGGGUUGGGAUAUAGGUUGGGUCUCCUUCAAGCCCUGAAGGUUUUUCUUAAAAAUUAAAUUAUUUUUUUAAAUGGAAGAAGGAAAUUAUUUAUUGAGACAACUUCCUUCCCUCCCCCCUUCUCAAUGUGAGGAGUGGAACUGAGAUUAAUAGCUAUUUUUCUACAAGAGAAAAUAGAUGAAAGAAUAGGGGGAGGGGAUCAUGAUAUACAUGGGAUCAUGACAGUAGGUAAAUUUUUGUUCUAUAGCAGAAAAGACUUUAGAAAGUGGAGAAGAGGGGGAAAGUAUUAGUAUUUUCUGCAUGGAGGUUGAUGCUCUGUCAAAUCUCUCUGGAGCUCACGAGUUUGAGAGGUAUCUAUGUGGAAGGGGAGGCAGAAAUCCUUUAAUCAAGACUAGAGAUGCCCCUCCAUCUCUCAGUCAUAUAAGUGCACUUAUACUAUUGCUGUACAGGGCUUCAGGGGUUCUGAGAAUGAGGAGCUUUUCAAGGUUCUUUUAUUUCUCUUGCCCCGAGACUUUGCGGUUGGUCCUCCCACCUUCUCAUUCCUUUGACCUUAUCCGUGUGGUUCUAGGAUGUUGUUUAGAGACAUCUAGAAUUAUUCUGGUUUCUUCUCUUUUUAAAAUUUCCUCAUUGCCCUACUGAUUGUUUUUGAGAGUUGUGUGAAAUUUAAUCCAGAUUCCCCCUCCCCUACCCCAUUGGUUUAGCUUUUAAUUGACAAAAAAAUCUGUAAAAAGGUUUAAAAAUUCACAUGGUGGGGUGGUAGGGUUUGGGGGAGAGGUCUCAAAUCUCUCCUAGUUAAAUUUACUGCUGUAAAAGAGCCAGAGGUGAAAAGGGGUGGGGUUGGGGGGACAGGUGCUACCUUCUUUCCCCCUUACUGAUUCCUUCUCAUUUAUGCAAAAUCUAGAGCUCACAGACCAAUAAAAAUUAAAAAAAAAAUUUUUAAAGCAAAUGGCUUUGGAUCAUGUGUUUACUCUGCAGAUUACCAGGAAGCUUUUCAACUUCAACCUCCAAACAAUUAAGUGCCCAAGAAAUAGUCUUGAAUAAGUCACUUCUUAAUUUAUGCAACUAGCCAAGCCUCAAAUUUGAGAGUAGGGUUACAGAGGCACCCUCUCCCCUCCACGAAACAACAGAGGUAGAUGUGCUUGACCAAGAGGGGUGGAUAAGGUCGCCUUACUUCAAAAUAAGGAAUAUAUUUGGUUGUAAGAGUUCCAGGUAGGGUUUGGCUGUAGGCAGAGUUCCAUAUUCUCUUUGGUUCAUUCUUAACCAGAAAGAAGGGAAGCUAGGGUUUGAGCCAGGUAGAAUAGUGGGAAGCCUAAUACUGCUAUUUGACAUUCGGGGAUGUGUCUCCCGCCUUCCUUUUCACCACAUACACACACAGAGCUGAGUCAUGACCUUCGUUGGGCAGCUCACUGCUUUUUCCUCACGCCACUUUCUUCAUGGUAUUUUUUCCUGCCUUUCCCUGCAGUCAAGUGCACAGCAGCUUCAGAAUGAGUCAUCCUGGCCCCAGCAAUUUCUCCACUUUUCAGACGGAGAAAGGACAAUUACUUAAAGCCCAAGGUCGUGACUUUGGCUCAAUUAUUCCAUAAUCUCCCCAGUUUAGUGUCCUCUUGCUUCCCUUCCAUUCCUACUCUUCAGGGCAUUGAGGGAGGAAAGGGGGAUGGUGUCCAAAAGAGAAGAACAGAGAGCACUGUAACUGGCCGAUAGGGGUAGAAUGAGGGUGGGCAGGUCUGUGGCCUUGUUUCUGUGCUUAUAUUUGGGUCUGUGACUCAUCAACUGACUCACUGAGCUCCACCCCCUUCACCCUCCUCCUCCCCCCUUCUCUGCUCAGAUGUGGCCUGAGAAGGAUCGGGCAAAGUGGUGGUAGGUUUGGGGCUGGAGGGCUGGGGAAGGGGAGCAGGUCCUGAGGGUUCCAACAACCAGACUUGUUUUGUGAGGAGGUAAAAAUUGCCAGUUUCAGUCUGCUGUUCACUGCUCCCUGGUUUGUUUUCCAUUUUUGGCCAAAAGCUCAUAGUUUUGCCCCCCUUUUCCCUCUUCAUCACUAAUGCCUUGGUCUUCCUAUUCUUUUCUCCUCUCUCCCUUGAGUUGCUCCUCCCUCCUCCCCUAUAGAUGUAGAGACACAUUCAGGGAAAGGGAGAUCCCCAGAGGAUGAGAGGGUACCGAUGAGCACUUUAAGUGUGGGAGGCAAGAGAUGCACAAGCAGUUGGUGGUACUUCAUUGAUCACCUUGGAAAAACCCUUUCUCACUGCCCCACUUUCCCCAAGAUUUGUGUGGAAAAUGCACAGCCAGAAUUGAAGGUGGGGAGACAAUACCAGACUGGGUUCUUGUCUCAGGCUCCAUAAUAGUUUCAGGAUUUCCACAACUGCAGCCAAGGUAGAAAACAUUUAAGAUGGAAGCGAGAAAAGGGGAGGGGAAGAAGGGAGUAGGAGGGGUGAGGUGGCUUGGAAAAACCUGGGGCUCCAGAAUCUCCAUUUCCCACUUUAGCUUGUUUCUAGGCACUCAAAAUAAAAUAGCCACUCAUUUAAAUUUCAGUUUGCAUCUUAUUUUUACAUUCGUCUUGUGCCCAUUUUGUCUCUAGCGACUUCCAGUCCCCCUAACUCCCCACCCCAGAGCCUGUCCCAAGGGACAGUUGUAUGGAGAGGUUUCCUGGCCCCCAGCCCACUCUGCCCAGAACAUGAAUCAUUGAUUGUGGGGGUAUCCAAUGUACAGCAGUUGGGAGGGGGGAAGGGGGAGGUGUCUGAAGGUUGCUCUAGUUCCUAAUUGGUUGCAGAAUACUGGAAAGGAAGAUCCAGGGGGAGGAACAGUUUGUCCCACACAUGAGUUUGUGUUUUAUCUCCCUGGCUCAGUCCUUAGUUCCUCCUACAACAACACAGAGUUGGGGUAUAUGCUUUUUUUUCCCCACUCUGCCUAGCCUCUCGAUAUUCCAUCCUUAUGUACCCAGCCUAGGAAAUCCCUAGAAGCCCAUCCUCUUUCCCCUACCCAUAACAACUUUUGUCUGUUUUGAGGGAAGGAGUGAUCUAUUUUUCUUUUCAUAAAAAGUGAAUAUAUUCUUCAGCACAUGGGGGUACACACAGAGACACUCAAAACUAAUUGUACCUCAAGGAGAAGCCCAGAUUUAGUGAGACACCUUCCCCUUGACCUAAAUUAUAAGCAUUCAUCUAAUUCUCUUUCGUUGUCUGGGUAUCGCCUGUUUUUCCUCAAGGCUCCUCAGUGUUGAUCAGUGGGAAGAAAAGCGAGUGGAGGACUCUUCUCACAGACUCCUGCACACUUCCAAAUUUUCUUUUCCAACCUGCACUCUUAAAACCCUUCUCCAAACUCUCCUCAAAUAGUGUGUAUUCCCCUUUAAGGGGCAGGGCAUCUUAUUCCACCGUCAACUACCCCCCCCCCCAAUCUCCGGAGUAGUCUGAAGUUUCUAGAGGACCCUGAGUUGCCCCCCAACCAAAGCUAGCUCUCCCCUGCCCCAGAAAAGAACCGUCCAAAUCCUCUUUUUUGCUUUGCCCCCUCCCCACCCUCAGUCCCCAUCUCUUUCCUUCCCUAGAACUCAACCUUCUCUCAGUUGGGCCAAGACUUCCCUGAGUCUCCCUACAUCAUCACCCCCCUUCCCAUCCCUCAGUUCCCCUGAAUGGAGCCAGGGAGAUGUGGUGGGGGGGCCGGGGCCGGAGUUUCAACAUUCCACCACAGAAGGAGCCAGAGAUGGGGCUCUCAUCCCCAAAGUCCGUGCAGGUGAGUGGGGCGGAACAGUCAAGAAAUCCCCCAUGUCCAGCUCUCCGAUGCCUUCCAGGGGAAAAGGUCUUGGCCUCGGCACCAGGAGUGAGAAGGGGACUGGAACCUGAAAUAGCGGGAACCCUGAUAUGUACCAACCUAAGAUUAUUGUUCCGCCCCCAGGGAUGGCAAGGGCGGCAGGAUUCUAUAUUGAACAGUGACUAUGAUUUUGCCCUGAGCAAUAUUGGCCGACUGGAAGCUGUAAGUGGCCUAGGCAAGCCCCAGAUCCUUCGUCCAGGGUCUCUGCUCAAGUUCGUGCCCGAUGAAAUUCUAAUUCACGGACGAGAUUUCCGGCUUUUAAGAGUUGGCUUUGGAGAUGGGGGACUGGAGCCCCUUGCCUUUAGGGUGGCCAUGGCGAUUAUCCAGGCUAGAGCCCAGAACAGACAAGUCCAACAGUAUAAAGGAAUGACUUUGAGCAAAGCUUGUUGUGGCCUGGGUCCCAGUGAGCCACCUGUUCCCCUCUUAGACACUCCUGAGGACUGGGAGGCUGAACGGAGGAAGCAAGGGGCUAGAGGCUGGAGGGUCAGCACAGUAAAUGAGAGGUUCGAUGUAUCCACCAGUCUCCCUCGUUACUUCUGGGUCCCUAGACGGACACUGGACAGUGAAGUCAGAAAGGCAUUUGGUCACUUCCAUCAGGGCCGUGGACCGCGCCUUUCCUGGCACCACCCUGGAGGCAGUGACCUUCUCCGCUCUGGUGGCUUUUAUGAAGCCAGUGAUCCUAACAGAGAGGAUAUCAGGGCAGUGGAGUUACUACUCCAGGCUGGGCAUUCGGAUAUUGUCCUGGUAGAUACUGUGGAUGAGCUUCCCAGCCUUGCAGAUAUCCAGCUUGCCCACUUGAGGCUUCGUGCCCUCUGCCUACCUGAUGCAGCUGAGGAAAAAUGGCUUUCGGCUUUGGAGGGAACGAGAUGGCUGGACCAUGUCAGGUCCUGUCUCCGAAAGGCCAGUGACAUCUCAGUGCUAGUGACCUCCAGGGUCCGAUCUGUAGUUCUUCAAGAACAAGGUGACCGUGACCUCAAUGGCCUCCUCUCUUCACUUGUUCAGCUGCUCUCAGCCCCUGGAGCUCGGACCCUACAUGGCCUCCAGACCAUCGUACAGCGAGAGUGGGUAGCAGCCGGACACCCCUUCCUGACCCGUCUGGGAGGGUCCGGGGAAAGUGAGGAGGCCCCAGUGUUUCUUCUUUUCCUUGACUGCCUUUGGCAAUUAGUCCAUCAGUUUCCAGCAGAGUUUGAAUUCUCUGAGUUCUUCCUCCUGGCCCUUCAUGAUAGUGUCAGGGUUCCUGACACCCCCACCUUCCUGAGAGACACCCCCUGGGAACGGGCAAAGCAUAAUGGACAGGAGUUCAAUUCCUAUACACAGGUGUAUACAUCAGGAUCCCCUCAGUCUCCAGUUGGAGACCUCAUCUCCAGACCACUGACUGUCUGGGAUUGGGGUCUUCGAUAUAGUCAUCAACAAAUAGUUCAAUUCUAUAACCCGUGUUAUGAACCACAACAUUGCUCAGAUUCCCCUCCUCCUAGAGAACAGCCAACUCCAUCGACUCCUAGUCCUCCACGAUCCAUACUGCUCUUCUCUCGAGGAACUCUGACCCCAUUGAACCAGCUCUCUCCCUGGCGGGAUGGUUUUUCCUCAAUUAUGUCCUCAUCCCGAUGGCUCCUCCGACACAAUUCAUCCUCUGAUAGCCUGGCUGACCAGGAGUGGGGACUCCCUCCUCACUGGGGACCCUCCCCUUUGCCUCCGGGACUUCUGUUGCCUGGAUUCCUUGGACCUCAGAUCAGACUCUGGAAACGAUGCUACUUGAGGGGACGGCCUGAGGUCCAGAUAGGUAUGUCAGCCCCGACAGUCUCUGGACUCUUGGAUGAGCUGGCUCAGCUCCAGCAGCUGCUGAGGACGUGGUCAUCAGGAGUAUCACCUGGGGAUCAGGUGGCGACCAGAGACCCAGAGACCCCACUAUCUCUCUCCCGAUGAGAUGUCUGACCCUUUUUAAGUUUCUUGGUUUCCUUGAUCUGCCAGAACUUCCCUUUGCCUUAACCUCCAUCCUUGUAAUUUCCCCAAUCACCAAACAAGCUUAAUAGGAUUUAACCUUCUGUUCUGGCCUCCCCCCUAGCCUAUAAACAUUGGACCAGAUUUUGAUCUAGAAAAGGCCUUAGAAAUCUAGUCUUAUUCUAAAAUGGGCUAGCUGGCUGCUUGGUGCAUUGGGAAGAGCAUAGGACUGGGAUUCAAGAGAACUGGGUAUUCUUGUCGUGGCUCUGUGUGAUACCAUGUACAAUCACUUUUUUUGACCUUGUUUUCUUAAUCUGUAAAAUAUAUAUGUACAGGAUGUCCCCAAAAUCUCCUUUAAGCUUUGACAGCUUAAAGCUGCACUAAAACAUUUGGAAUGGUAUGUGUGUGUCUAUGUACUAGAAUCUAUUUGAGGUUGUUUCCAGGUCUGGAAUACUGUAGCCCCAACACUGACAAGUGCUCCUCCUUCCAAUUCCCUAGAGACUGUUUUGUGCCUCAAAAAUCUUUUUUGUGUAAUUAUCUUAUUUAGGGGAUUAAUGUGCUACUCUUCUCCAGGACCAUUCCAUCCUUUGUAGGUUUACAGUUGUAUAAUAUUUGAAGUGAAGAUGCUAGUUGUGACUCUCACCAAAGUGGUCUCAUAGAUUUGCUCCUAAUCUUCCUUCUGCCUUGCCUCUCUAAUUCUUAAUUUUUAGUUCUUCUCUUUAUAGUUUUUUUCAUGGAAAUAAAAUGGAGAGAGAAAGGAAGGGAAUAGCUUUUACUAUGUGCUAGGUAUUAGGCUGAAUGCUUUUCUCAAAGAUGAUCUUAUUAGAUUCUCACAGUAGAUGCUAUUUUUAUCCCAAUUUUACAGUUGAGGAAACAGAAUUUAAAUGGCUUUCCCCACGGUCAACACAGAUAGAUGGUAAGUGUUUGAGGCCAGAUUUGAAAUUGGGUCUUUCAUAUCUAAGCCCAGCCUUUUAUACCCUUUGAGUGAGAUUGGGAGACACUCUACCACCUCCACAUGUAGCUCUCUUUUUAGUGAUAUUCUAUUUACAGAAACUAUCAAUGAGAAUAAUGUUUAUAUAAUAUUCCUGUAUACUUUUUUUUUAUUUUGUAGGAAUGUGUGAGAAUAAACACUAGGAUAAAGUUGGGAAAAUGGAGAUAUAAAAAUCUUGCACUGUGGAAAUGAUAUGUGGGUCCACCAUCUUUUUAGUGAUAUUCUAUUUACAGAAACUAUCAAUGAACAGUAUCUAUAUAAGCUUCUUGUAUAAUUUUUUUAUUUUGUGGGAUCAAAUUGGGAAAAUGGAGACAGAAAAUCUUGCACUGUGGAAAUAUGUGGUUCCAGAUAUUUUCAUGCAACUCACUGAAAUUCAUUACCCAAUACCCAGUAUCAAUUCCAGGGAAAAUGAAUUAUGUUGG